CACUGAAAUCAACAUAUCUCAUCUAUUUCAGCGCAUCGUUGUAUGCGUAACGGGUUAAUCAGGCAGGUCAGGGUGCCAAGCCAACCCACUUUCACCUCUUAACUCCCUCCCGUACCUGACUUCCGCUCACUUUAUUUAUGAAGCCCUUUUAUUCAUGUGCACCCACCCCACGAUCGUGACAAUCUGCCUUGGGAAUUAUGGAAUGACAAAAGAACCCGCGCCCCUCGAAUCACGCCAAUAGCACACAACCUGCCCCCCCGGAUCCCGAGCUGACGUCAUGCAACAAACCCCGACUCCGGGCCCCGGAUCUUCGAUGCUCAACACCGACGACGCCCCCGGCGGGCCCUUGCCAUCGUUUAGCGACUUGAGCCUGGCUAACAAAAGCGGCCCGUAUGGCCUCUCCGGUCCGCAGUGGAGUUCCCGCGACCCCCGGACUUCGUCCACUCAGUCGUUGGUACCAUCGACUGAGGAUGGCGACGAGGACAACCGGAAACGGAGGCUUCUCGUCGUCUACAUCCACGGCUUCAUGGGGAACAACUCCUCCUUUCGCUCGUUUCCCGCCCAUGUACACAGCUUCCUAAAGAACCUGCUGGCGGAGACCCAUGUCAUUCACACCAAGAUCUACCCCCGAUACAAAACCUACAAGUCCAUCGAUGUGGCAUGUGAGAACUUUAGCAAGUGGCUGGCACCUCAUGAAUCUCCUACUACCGACGUGGUCUUGGUAGGGCACUCGAUGGGUGGUUUGUUGGCUGCAGAUGUGGUUCUGUUGCCACGCCAGAGCCCAUACAACACAGCAUCUCCCUUCCGCCAUAGGAUCUUAGGUACCAUUUCCCUCGACGCUCCGCUGCUCGGUCUCCAUCCCGGUAUCGUGGUUUCCGGCAUCGCCAGCCUCUUCCGGCCUGCCCCCAGCCCACCUGGAAUGAACGAGGGACAACAACUCGACUACCUGCAACCCGCCCAGUCCCAGGGACUGUCCCCAGACCCAUCUAUCUAUUCUGAGGUUUCGCCCCCAUCGGGCGCUUCUUCACCCUCUCUCAACCCCUACCCGUCCAGCUCGACAGGGAGCUCUUCAACCCUGCCGCCCCGCGACCCUUACUUUAACCCCCCAUUCCCCAAUGACGUGCCUUUUGUCGACCGCGGCUGGUUCAAAAACGUUCUUCACUUUGCAACCAAACACAAGGAGGAGAAUCUGGUUUACGCCGCCGCGAAUCACAUCGUGUCUCACCUCGAGUUUGGUGCCUGCCUGGCCGACUAUCCUGAGCUGAAGUCUAGGUACAACAGGCUCAGACAACUGGAAGAUGACGGCGACUGGAGCCAGCCGGGCCGCGUGCGUGUCCGCUUUUCCAACUACUACACCGUCUCGACGGGAGUCAUCAAGAAACCCAGGACGCCCUCGCCAGACGGCGCUUCGGGUGGACUAGGCACGCGAGGAGAGUCUGGGAGACCGUCCUAUGAAACCGACUCGCUCGCUCCGGCCCUCGGGGAGUCGACCGAGGAAUCCCGUGUACGGACCCCGAGGAUAUCGGUUGAGGAAUACAGCGAUGGGUCAGAACGGGAUAGCCUUCAAAUGCUCGAACCCAUGCCGGAGCCUGAGUUUGAGCCACAGCCUGAGCUAAAAGCUGAGUCGGAGAUAAAGACUGAGCUCGAGCUUGAGCUUGAGCUUGAGCCUGAGUCUGAGCUCAAGCCCUCCAACCAGCCCGCGGAGCCACCCUCCCAACAGGAGGACAACACCCUAGGUACGGAUCCCACGCCCACCGCCACACCCACCGACAACGACGGCCCCCCUCCUGAAGAACAACCCGCAAACCAAAACCCCGACCUCCCCCCAAUCCCCUCCGUUCCCGCCCCUCCCACGCCCCCCGACUUGGACGCCUACCCCGACAAGGAAUCCCGCAAACAAGCGCUCAAGACCUACAAAACCGCCGCCAAAGCCCACAGCCAAGCCCUCAAAGCCCGCGACAAGGCCCUCAAAGACCGCCAAAAGGCCCUCGACAAGCAGCAGCGCCAGGCCGACAAACUCGCCAAAAAGCAAGCCAAACUCCUCCUCCAAACCCAACCACCCCCCACACCAGCCGCCGCCGCCGCUGACGACGACACCAACCCCUUGAAAGAAAAAGAAAAAGCAAAAUCCAAAGAAAAGCCCCCCCGCCUCCGAAAGUUCUGCAUGCUCCCCUCCAAAGCCAAGGCCGGCCUCGACCCGGCCUGGGUCGACGUCUACAUGGAGGGCGUCGACGAGGUGGGCGCCCACUGCGGCCUGUUCCUGCCGGGGCCGCACUACGAGCGCCUGGUGGGGGACGUCGGGGAGCGGGCGGCGCGGUGGGUGUGGGAGGACGCUUCGAGGCGGGCUGUUGUUGAUGGGGGGUGA
Chaetomium fimeti is the source of this 2365-nucleotide messenger RNA. RefSeq lists its product as uncharacterized. The record is from RefSeq and is a predicted model, not a curated record. The coding region runs from base 278 to 2365 and encodes 695 amino acids. The transcript has 2 exons. NCBI's taxonomy places the organism in Eukaryota, Fungi, Ascomycota, Sordariomycetes, Sordariales, Chaetomiaceae.